Molecule: messenger RNA, 2775 nt
Organism: Peniophora sp. CBMAI 1063
Lineage: Eukaryota; Fungi; Basidiomycota; Agaricomycetes; Russulales; Peniophoraceae
Source: the annotation of a GenBank genome assembly
AUGAAGCGGGAGGGACCUGCUGCAGGCUCUUCUCCUUCUAAACGGCUACGGCAAAGUUUGAGCGGGGCGGGGGCGUCGAGUUUCACGACGCUAUCUGCGCCAUUCAAAUUGGCAAAGACUACUCUCUCGUUCUGUCACGCCAAAGAUGUACGCACGCCGGAUGCCCGUCGAACACUGGGUCAGGUAUUACGCGCUCCACGCGAGUAUGACGGCACUGGGGGGAAAUCCACGUUGAGUUCGGGCGUGCUUGAGGGUCUGGGAGAGAAGCGACUAGCCCUCGCUUUCCAGCGUCCCUUUGGCGGAGUCAAUCCCCUCGAUGCGCUACGCAAGGCUAAAGAGUAUAAGAGUGAACAUGGACAACCUGAAUCUGGCGAAGACGGCUGCGCAGCUGGGUCUGAGCCUCGACAAGAUGAAGAUCCUGUACCACGGGAGACUGAAAAACGGAUUCGAAGUGAUUUUGCGAACUUUCCGAUCCUGAGAUGGGCUCUUAUGUGGCGGGAUAUCUUCUUGAACGAGGUCAUAAGGUUAGAUGGGCGUGCGGAUGCGCUGGGACUGGCACGCUGUCCUGGAUGCGAUAAAGAGGGAUUCCCCGAAUACCGAUGCAAAGACUGCCAAGGAGCCAAUCUAUGUGCAGCCUGCAUGAAGCACUGGCAUAGAUACAACCCGCUACAUAACAUCGAGCGAUAUAACGGGUCCUUCUACGAGAAGAUACGCGAGGCAGAUUUGGGCGUGCGCAUUCAACUCAUGCAUCCGCCCGGCGAGAGUUGCAGCUUUCGCGCCGUACAUCAGAUCAAAGACUUCACGAUUAUACACACUAAUGGCAUCCAUCAAGUACCGGUGGACUUCUGCGGCUGCGACAAGGGCGCCGACAUUCCCUACCACAUUCAGCUCCUGCGCUCUAGACUUUGGCCCGCGACUUGCGUCAAUCCGCAGACCGCGACCACACACGAGGCCUUGGAUCAGUUCACUCGCAUCUCGCUACUUGGCCGCCUGAACGUCUAUGACUACUACAGAUCUCUUAGAACUGCGACGGAUGGCGCACGGCUUUGCGAGAUUGCGGACGUGCGCAAACAGCUUACCACAUGCGUCCGCCAAUUUCGGCAUGUACUCAUGUUUAAGCGCGCCGGUCGUGGGCAUGAACCGGGUGGAAUUGCGGCGACACCCCUGGGAGCAUGCGCGAUACGCUGUCCUGCAUGUCCCAACUUCGACCUGAAUGUACCAUUGGACUGGGCUUUAAGUCCCUUUCGGUGGCUUUACAGAGUAAUUCUGUCUCUGGACGCCAACUUUCGCCUGAACAAUAAACUUACUGACUCCAAAGACCGCACCGACCCGAACCUCACUGAUGGGUGCGCCUACAUGGCUCCCAGAUUGCAGUACGAUGCCUACAUCCUGAAGACCGAGGGUGCUCCUGAACCAGAGCCACCUUGCGACUGCUCCCGGUUUGGUGCUUUGGUGAUGGCGAAUAUCAAAGGAGGAAAGGGUAUGCGGACCACGGGUGUGGGCGGAUGCUUCUGUUCUCGCCAUGAAUUUGUUCAACCACUGGGCCUGGCUACACUCAAGAAGGGUGAACGUUAUAGCACUAUGGACUGGGUCUUCUGCGGCGCCCUGUCGUUUUUACGCUGCGCAGAAAUCACGGUUUGCUACGACAUUGCCUGUCAAUGGAGCAAGCGGCUCUACGGUCGUAUGAACAAGAUCGCGCCAGACUGUCUGAUAUUUUCAGGGGCUACGGAGUUCUUGAAGCAUCACGUCGGUGGGACGAUCACCUACGUUGUUCCCAAGUUCCACUUAUACGCCCACAAAGUGUUUUGCCAACUACGAUACGCCCUAGGAUUACUCUUCGGUACGGGAGAGACUGACGGCGAAGGCUGUGAACGUGUUUGGUCUGGUGCCAACCCCGCCGCCUCCAGUUUACGCGAGAUGGGGCCGGGAGGGAUGAGUGACACCAUGGACGACAUGUGUAACUCAUGGAACUGGAGGAAGACGUGUGGGCUAGCUAAUCUUCUUUGCGAACGCAUGGUGCGGGCGCUGAGUAACGGCGCCGAGCAGACGGCGAUCUUCACCGAAUUCACUGCAGCUAUCGAGGCAGACGACCCUGCGAAAGUGGCCCAAGCACGAGCGGCGAUUAGGACCUGGGAGCAAGAUCCUGUGAAGAAGGAGCGCACGCCGUGUCCCUAUUAUAUCGAGAAGCAAGAACUCUCGGUAGCUCAGAUCAAGCGGCAAGCGGAUCAAGCGCAGGGAUUGUCUCCUGCUGCUGUUGAUGCUAUGCCAGAUGUCGAGAAGGCGGCUACUUUGACCGACUUUAUGCUUCUCGGGUUCAAGAUAGAGGAAGACAGGGCGUCUUUUCCCCUUAAACAUAAGACAACUGGUGGGACUACCAAGCAGGCUUCUGACAGAAGCAAUGCGCUGAACAGGAUACUCGCGUCCAUACGUGCUUUUCGGAAGGGGCAAGAACACUAUAUGGAGGACGUCUACGCUGCCCUCACCUGGGAUGAGCGUUAUCCCGCCCGUGAUACAGCCCUGACCGUCCCGUUAUACUUGCCGUCGAACCCUCCUGGACAAGACGAAAGUCUGGUAUCACCCACAACGCGCACGAUGGAGGUCAAGGUUAGAUGGGCGGAAAUGGCGGAUGAGCUUAGCGGCUUACGCGACCAGCUGCGCCUGAAGGGAUGUCUCAACAAGUUCAAGCUAGCGAACAUCACCGGACAACGCAGCAACACGCGUGCUCGUGAAGCCCAGGACAUCGUGAUCAGGAACGUUGUCGCGCGCGGAGCGUAG